CUUCACAAUCUAGAAUAGCAAGGGAAAAAGAAAAAAAAAAAAGAACACCUCUCUUGUCUCCUCUCUUUCCCUAACUUCUCAAAGCCAUGGCACCAACCAUGAAGGUGAUCUUGGUGAUUGCCUUGACCAUGGCUUUGAGCGUCGCCAUCACCAUGCGAACCUUCGUCGAAGAAACGGAGGAGAAGCUGCCAUUCGAACGCAUGGACGCCCCAAAGACAUCCGACGCGUCUGCCGAGAUCGUCCUGCCUUCUAAGAGAGUGAGCCGCUUCCUCGCUGACACCCCGAACCCGAGAGCUGCGGACCACUGCAACAAGGACGGCGAGAUCUGCUCGGCCGUGGGCGAAAACUACACCUGCUGCAACAACAAAUGCGUCGACCUGUCCAACGACAAGAACAACUGCGGCCAAUGCAAGAGCAAGUGCAAGUACACGAGCUCGUGCUGCAGCGGACGGUGCGUGGACUUGACCUACGACAAGAGGAACUGCGGAAGCUGCGGCAACCGGUGCCCGACAGGUGACUUCUGUUUCUACGGAAUGUGUAAUUACAAUGGCUAGGGUGGUGGUCCUUUUUGGGUCCGUUAUAUGAGGGUUGGCUCAUCAUAUUAUUCUUAUUGCAAUAAAAGAACCACAUUGGUUUGUGGUUAAGGUUUAUACGUAUGGAAAAGAAAAGAAAAGAAGCACAAACAUGCUUUUUACUUCUUUGCAAACGUUCUCUUCAGUUGUAAUGCUAUCCUGAUUGCUGAACUUUAAGUAAUGUAUGUCUAUGUAUCCUCUGUUGCCUGUGGUUAUCCAUUAUUUAACUUCGAGUC
Messenger RNA from Eucalyptus grandis, 808 nucleotides. RefSeq names its product stigma-specific STIG1-like protein 1. The record is from RefSeq and is a predicted model, not a curated record. Lineage: Eukaryota; Viridiplantae; Streptophyta; Magnoliopsida; Myrtales; Myrtaceae. The coding region runs from base 87 to 554 and encodes 155 amino acids. The transcript has a single exon.